AUGGCCAGUCGACGAUCAAGAUCUCAUGCGGUUUCGUCUGCGGAGCCGGAAUCCAAGUCCACAUCACCGCCGCCCACUGACGCGCUGCUGCUGAGACGGCUACAGAACGCGCUGACGUUACCCAACUCGUUUCUCAAAACCAAUGGGAUCGAUCUUUCGGAAGAUGCACGUGUUUCUGUGAACGGGCUGGUGGAGCUCCAGAACGAGUUGCGGCAGAUUCGACAGAGGACCCGUGGCGUGCUGGAAAACCACAAGGCCGUGAUUCGGGCCAUCGACGAAACGGUGGGACGCCGGGAGCGAAAGGGAGGCAAGAGCGGAGGUAAGGGUGUCGGAAAGGGCAAGGGAAAAGGACCCAAGCAGAGCAGCAGCUCGUCGUCAACCUCGUCGAAAACAGCAGCAGCAGCUUCUGGAGGGUCUUCUCAGACCGAGAAUAAGGACAUCAAAAUGGAAGAUGUGGACGAACUACCCGCGGAAAAGAAGAUUGAACCGGUCAAACUCAACAUUGAUAGCGAUCUAACCACGAUCCAAACCUCUCCCCCCGGAGAGGGCUCCCCCAAGGAGUAUGAAAAGAACCCAAAGUCCGAGUUUGUCGACUCCCAGACGCUGCCCCUGUCGGUGCUCAAGCUCUACGACGAAAAAACCAUCCCUUACACCGGAGAGGAGGCUCUUAAGCUGAAAUAUGGAGUCGCCUCUUACCCUACCACGGACCUAAAGGACCAGUUGGCCGGCCCAAUCCCGGACCAAGACUACACUCGGGCCAAGCCGCCCAACCAGGUACAGUUUUCGACCUUUGCGACUGCGAUCGAGCCCUACUUUCGACCCUUUUCCGAGGAAGACGUGUCCGUGCUCCUCCAACAGUCCAUCCCGCUUGGAGCCACGGGUGCUCCGCUUUACGCCACGGGCAAGGAUGCAGAGAUCUCACCGUACCUCGUGCCCCCUUUGGGUCCCCCCUACACCGACGCGUGGGCUGCUGAAGACGCCGAGGCAGGUAUUGCUGCUGGCAACGCAGCCUCAGCGUCCCGGUUCUCGCCGCCCCCAAAGACGGAGCUCGCGGAGAUUGAGCCCAAGGGCAAGAGCGAGGAUCUGGUGGACGACGCGCUGGAGAGCUCGGACAUUAGUUGCGGCCCUCUGGCGUCGCGUCUGCUGUCUGCGCUGCUCCCGGACCCCAACAAAAAGGAAAUUAAGGAGGAGCCUAAGGACGACGAGAACAGCGCGACCCCUGCCGCCGCAGUGUCGUCUUCGCCUCCACAAAGCCCGCUAAUCAACCCCAGCUGGAAGGUGGCGACAGCCAAGGGUGACUAUCUGACGCUGGAGCAGCGGCUCAAGCGCGAGUUUACGUACGUGGGAAUCAUGGACGUGAACAAAAAGAAGCAGGGCAAGCGGUUCUCCAAGCGCGACGACGAGAUGGACCUCAUGGACGAUCUUGACGACGACGAGAACAACGAGGACCUGGAAAUCGACUGGGUGCACGGCCGGGAGGACGACGAAAUCUGCCAGCAGAUGCGCGUGCUGCAGAAGAAGCUGCGCCAGGUGCACAAGACCAACCAGGCACGCAAACGUAUCCUACUGCCCAUCGUCAAGGAGCAGAUGGCGUACCAGGAAUUCCGGCAGAUUCUGGAGGACCUGGACAAGCAGGUGGACCAGGCCUACCUCAAGCGGAUCCGCAACCCCAAGUCGAAAAAGAAGAAGCAGCAGAACAACAAUGGCACCGCUGUACCUCAGGAGCGGCCCGGUCUUCGAGUGCUGCUGGACAAGCGAAACCGGUGGAUCGACAAGAUUGGGCCUGUGUUUUCGUCAUCUCCACACGACAUGAAACGAGUGCCGUCUGUGUCUGUGUUUAAGGAUCUUGAGGGCAGUGAUGAUGAGAGUGACGGAGGCGAGUUUGACGACUCCAUGUUUGUGCAGUAA
Yarrowia lipolytica CLIB122 is the source of this 1908-nucleotide messenger RNA. RefSeq lists its product as uncharacterized. Lineage: Eukaryota; Fungi; Ascomycota; Dipodascomycetes; Dipodascales. Gene Ontology annotation, cellular component: SAGA complex. Gene Ontology annotation, molecular function: transcription coactivator activity. Gene Ontology annotation, biological process: regulation of transcription by RNA polymerase II. The record is from RefSeq and is a predicted model, not a curated record.